AUGGCCCGCCUCAACGAUCUUCCUCCGGCAACGGAGUCUCUUGAAUCUUUGAAGCGACGAUUUAUUCGACAGAAUAGGGAAAUUGCCCGAGCAAACUCAAUUCAAUCCGCGCGGAUAAGAACCCUUGAAUCCGAAGUGUCCCGACUCCUUACCGAAAACGUUGCCCUUCGCGAUGAAAUUAGUUAUCUGAAUAGGGAAGUUGAGAAGUGUCAGGGUAGUCAGCGCUUCGGUAACCAGUUGUUCUCUGUCAAAGAGAAACUUGAAGCAAAACUAGCCGAGCUAUCCAUUUUGGUUACCGAUCUUGGUUCGUUGCCUCGGAGGGCACACCCUAUUACGCCAAAGGAAUCGCAUAGUUCUGAUUUCUUGCGGUCUCCUUCCUGUUGCCGACAAAAUGUGAAGCCUGAAAAGACUGUCUCGACAGGAGACGAAGAUAGACUUCCUGUCAUCUGCGAAGAUAAAUAUUUUCCGAGGUUAACUCCUGAGGUUGAAGAAAUUCCCGAAUCACCAAUAAACGAUCAACUGCAAGAAGACACGCUACCUUGUUCGAUAUCAGGGUCGCUUUUAUCUCUUCCUGCUAAUGUUUCCAGUCCUUUCUUCGCAGAGAAAUCACCCGAGAGCAGUAAAUGCUCCAAGGUCAAUUUAUUGUCCCAAAAUAAAUUGCCGGCCCUUGAACCGCGAAGGAAACGUAGAGAUAGCUCGUUUCUACAAGAUAUUCUUCCCAACGCUGAGCGGUUUACAGACCCAGAUGGAUAUGGCCAUAUACCUCCAAGGGCCGGAUCCAAACGAAAAUUCGAUGUACAGGAAGAGGGAGAGCCCAGCUCAGCGCAUUCCAACUGUCAAGAUGAUUUUCAGUUCACCCGCCUAAAUGCAUCAUCCGAGGACCUGCCACAGGAGAUAGAUAUCCGUAGCGAGGACCAACCCAUACAGAGAGUCUUCAAACACAAAAGGCAACCUGUGGGGGAAAAGAAGCCUGGGCGUCGAGCCUUAGGACCAAAGAGCACAAACACAAACCUAAGGUCACCGGUUAAAACUGAUUCAGAAAAAGUUCAGCUGAGAGGUGAAGGAAAACGACAUUUCACACAGAUCAAUGGAACACCGUGUAGCAGGACAAUAAAGGACGAGCGCGGCAGUUUCGACAAGCUAAAGUCUAGCGUUUUAGAACCUAACUUAUCUGAAUUCAACCCGAAGGCACCCAUAAAGGGAGCCCGUUCACCCAAGGAAGUGGGCCACUGUUUAGACACCAACCCACCAGUUGCUACCCCAAAUAUGGUCGAUCGCGCUGCAACAUCCGAAAGCGCAGACAUACUCCCAGAGCCGGGUCCGACGGACGGCAAAGCAUCUGCAAAUACAAGGACUAGACAGUCUAGACGAUCAAGAGGACCUGUGAGCUAUGCCGAGCCAAACCUCAGAGAUAAAAUGAGACGCCCCACAGAGGAGCUUGUUGAUGCCGUUGGGGAAGACAGAUUUCGGCGUAUUUCGAGAUCGCAGCCCGAACAUUUCCAAACGCCCGAAGAAGGUGACACUAUAAAUAACAAUCCCGUCCAGGCGCCCCAGGAUCCGCCAACAAAAUUACCCGAUCAUGAACAAAUGGCGGAGGGAUGUUCCGCCCAUCCUGACGGGGAUUACCAUAACGGGCAAUCAGCAUCUAGCAUUGCUAUUUCAACUCUUGUUGCGGGAAGUAAAAAGCGUUGCCAGACAAAAAAGCGAAGUGAAACACGGAGGUACUCGUCAAACCCAUCACUUGAUGCUAGCCAUGCCGAUUUGACGACGAGGACUGAUAUGUACAACAAAACACCACCUGCUGAAGGGAUGUUUGAGUUCUCCACGGAGGAGACUGCGGCUGGCUAUGCUAAAACCCCAAUCGACUCAACGCGCUUGCAACGCGGCCCUGCCACUAGGAGACGGAGUAUGAUGGUCUAA
This is a messenger RNA of Coccidioides posadasii C735 delta SOWgp, 1920 nucleotides long. RefSeq lists its product as uncharacterized. NCBI's taxonomy places the organism in Eukaryota, Fungi, Ascomycota, Eurotiomycetes, Onygenales, Onygenaceae. Gene Ontology annotation, biological process: meiotic chromosome segregation. Gene Ontology annotation, cellular component: chromosome, centromeric region; nucleus. The record is from RefSeq and is a predicted model, not a curated record.